AUGUCGGUGAAUUCUUUCUUUCCUUCUUUCUUUCUUUUUUUUUUCUUUCUUUCUUUCUGUAGAUCUUUCUUUUUUAUGUUUUCUUUCUUUUUGUCUUUCUUUUUUAUUUAUUUAUUUCUUCUUUCUUUCUUUCUUCUUUCUUCCUUUCUGCCUUACUUCUUUCUGUCUUUCUUACUUUCUGCCUUACUUCUUUCUGUCUUUCUUCUUCCUUUCUUUCUUCUUUCUUUCUUUCUUCUUUCUUUCUUUCUUUCUGUCUUAUUCUUUCUUUUUCUUUCUUUUUCUUUCUUUCUUCUUUUUUCGUCUUUCUUUCUUCUUUUUUACGUCUUCUUUCGUUCUGUCUUUCUUUCUUUCUUUCUUUCUUUCUUUCUUUCUGUCCUUCUUCUUUCUGUCUUUCUUCUUCCGUUCUUUCUUUUUUUCUUUAUUUCUUUCUGUCUUUCUUCUUUCUGCCCUACUUCUUUCUUUCUUUCUUUCUUUCUUACUUCUUUCUUUUUUCUUUCUUUCUUUUUUCUUUAUUUCUUCCUAUCAUAUGGAUGUCUAAUUUUUAUUUUCUUUCCUUUUUGUCUUACUUCUUUUUUCUUCAUUCUUUCAUUCAAUUUUCUCCCCUAUUUCUUUCUUUCCUUCUCUCUCUCUCUCCCUCUCUCUCUCUCUCUCUCUCUCUCUCUCUCUCUCUCUCUCCACGGCUUCUUUAUAUUAAAAAGAUUUAUAGGUCAGCCAAGUCAAUUUCAAACUCCUCUCCCUCUCUAUAAUUUCCCUCUCUCUCUCUCUCUCUCUCUCUCUCUCUCUCUCUCUAAAUGUCUCUAUAUGUGUGUGUUCACAUAUAUGUGA
Acanthosepion pharaonis is the source of this 825-nucleotide messenger RNA. The record is from the annotation of a GenBank genome assembly. Lineage: Eukaryota; Metazoa; Mollusca; Cephalopoda; Sepiida; Sepiidae.